This is a messenger RNA of Uranotaenia lowii, 3151 nucleotides long. RefSeq names its product UNC93-like protein. Lineage: Eukaryota; Metazoa; Arthropoda; Insecta; Diptera; Culicidae. Gene Ontology annotation, biological process: regulation of potassium ion transport; regulation of muscle contraction. Gene Ontology annotation, molecular function: potassium channel regulator activity. The coding region runs from base 333 to 1859 and encodes 508 amino acids. The transcript is spliced from 8 exons. Gene Ontology annotation, cellular component: plasma membrane; striated muscle dense body. The record is from RefSeq and is a predicted model, not a curated record.
AUUUCAGUCAUCCGUCGUGAGCCGUUGGUAGAAGAUUCGUUUUCUUAACGGGUAGCCCGAAUCCGUAGAACUCCGUGGACUCCCAAGUGCUGGGAUACAAGUUAUCCUGGAACGGUUAUUGCCUACAAGUGAAACCACAUCGGAAGUUAGCCAUUUCGGUAAAUGUGAAACGGAUCACCCGUGCGUCCUGUUUGGAAAGACUCCAACAGAAUACGGUUUUGAAACUUUUCGAUAGCUGUGAAACCAGGAUUUAAAACUUGGAGCUAAGCUGCUCCCCCAAAGGAGUAAAAUAUCGUGUUUUCCUGUGGAUGUAAGCAAACAACCGCCACACAAUGCACGGAGGGUUCGAUCCGGACAAAGCUGACUCCGCUUCGCUGCGAGACAAGGUGAAACUAUCUAAGGGAGAAACAUGGCGUAUCAUAAAGAACGUUUCGACCGUUUCGUUUGCCUUCAUGGUACAAUUCACCGCUUUCCAGGGAACAGCUAACCUGCAAUCUUCCAUCAACGCCAAAGAUGGCCUGGGCACGAUCUCAUUGGCUACGAUCUACGCUGCCCUGGUUGUGUCCUGCAUCUUCCUGCCGACGCUGAUCAUCCGAAAGCUGACGGUGAAGUGGACGCUCUGUGUGAGUAUGCUGUGCUAUGCUCCCUACAUUGGUGCGCAGUUUUAUCCCACAUUCUACACGCUGAUCCCGGCUGGCGUUUUAGUCGGUCUGGGUGCAGCUCCUAUGUGGGCCAGUAAAGCCACUUAUCUCACCCAACUCGGUCAAGUGUACGCCAAGCUGACGGAACAAUCCGUUGAGGCCAUCAUUGUGCGAUUCUUCGGAUUCUUCUUCCUGGCCUGGCAAACCGCUGAGCUUUGGGGAAAUUUGAUCUCUAGCUUGGUUCUCUCGAGUGGGGCUCACGGAGGAGGAGCUAUUGUACAUGACGACAAUGACACCAUCAAUCAGUACGACACUUGCGGUGCAAACUUCUGCCCCGUUGCGACUACGGAUAACGCCAAUUUGGCCAGACCUCCAGAUUCGGAAAUUUACGAAAUUUCAUCGAUCUAUCUGGCUUGUAUCGUUGCUGCUGUAGUGAUCAUUGCUUUGUUCAUGGAUCCACUUUCCCGAUACGGAGAGAAGCGACGCGGUUCGAUUUCGGCUGUUGAAGUAUCCGGCAUUCAGCUGCUGUCAGCCACCUUCAAACAAAUGAAGAAAGUUAAUCAACAGUUGCUGAUUUUGAUCACGAUCUUCAUCGGUAUGGAGCAGGCCUUCAUCGGUGCAGAAUUCACCCAGGCGUUUGUGUCCUGCGCUCUCGGAAUCCAUCAGAUUGGGUACGUGAUGAUCUGCUUCGGAGUGGUGAACGCCAUUUGUUCAAUCGUGUUCGGUUCCAUCAUGAAGUACACGGGUCGUAUCGCGAUCAUCGUAUUGGGUGCUCUCGUCCAUGGUGGUGUCAUUAUCUACUGUGUCUUCUGGAAACCACACCCCGAUCACGCGAUGGUAUUCUUUGCCAUUUCCGGCCUGUGGGGUGUUGGUGAUGCUGUGUGGCAGACUCAGAUCAAUGGUAUCUACGGAGCACUGUUUCGACGGAACAAGGAAGCUGCCUUCUCUAACUAUCGCCUGUGGGAAUCGGCGGGCUUCGUGAUUGCCUACGUUUACUCUCCGGCGCUGUGUGCGCUGAUGAAGCUCUACAUUCUGUUCAUUGUGUUAGCUGUCGGAAUGGUUGGAUACACCGUUGUCGAAAUCCGACAAGCUGCCAAGGAACGUCGCCUCAAGAAGCUGGAGGAGAAACAGCAGCACACUGAAGCCGAACGCAAGGAAAUCGAAGACGACGAUGAGAAGGACGAACUGGAGGAAGAUAUCGUCGUCACGCACCUGUAGACAACGAUUGCAUACGACUUGAGUUGGGCUGGAAAACUAGUCUUUUAUUACAUUUCAACAUGAUAUCAGAUUCAGUUUUUUUCUCAACUCGGGAAAGAAAAUCGAGGAAUUUGUCAUCGCUGGUCAAUUUUCCUCCCGAAUGCUUCCGUUGAAGUUGUUCGCUGAAUGAUUCCUAUUUAGAUUUAACAGCUAUUUAAAUUCAUAUCGAUGAUGGCCAGACCAUCAUCGUUGUAUAGUCUAGAGAUGAACGCACAUUCUUCGUUUCGGAAGUCAUAUAGCACAUUUCAGCAAACCGUUAUCAUCGUUCAAGCAUAACUGUAGGAGAAUUAGUAAAUAAAAAGAGGCACGUGCACACAAACAACAUGCAUGAAUACGUACAACUAACUCAAAAUAACCCACAAAAGAAGGAUUUCUCAUAGCCGAUUCAAUUAUGAACAGUAAUUAGAUCUCACUGCGACACCUUAAACUAGUGGAGUACAAAUUUCUUUCUUAUGUACUUGUUACUGUUCAAAGUGGAUGGCCGGCAUGAUUGAUUUUUUUUGUUCCCCACAAUACAAGAACUUUAAAAACUUCUAAGAGUAAUGUUGAAAGUAAAGGCAGAAACACAAUACAGCGUCGGACGUCGCGUCGCGUCAGCUGUCAAUGCUGUCGUUGAGUACUAAAACGCUGACGCGACGCACUGGGAAUUUUUUGCAGCACAAUACAGCGUCCACUGACAAGGCUUUCAGAAUUUUUGAGAAAAAACUCGGGGUGCCUAACAUUACAAAACACAGAUAAAUGACGAUAAUCUUAUUUUUGAGCAUAUUUGCGUCAAACUUUGACAAAAAAGCAUAAAACAGAAACAUUCAAAACCCUGCUGACGCGCUGGAUUUUUGAUUUAUUUCAAAACAAAAACGUCGACGCUGGAGAACGCUGCCGUUUAGAACAAGUUUUGCGUUUUAGUACAAUGCCUUCGCUGACGCGACGCACCAUUGUGGCGACUCAAACGGAAAAUGGCAUCCUCAAAAUUAAAUGUCAACGCGACGCGACGAUCGGCGCUGUAUUGUGUGGCAGCCUUAACGUAGAGCGCAGCGUAAAAUUCCCGGAUAACAUUCUUUCACAAUUCAUAUUGUUGAGUACAGUUUUUAUAGUAGUUUGUACAGUAGAAACAGUAAUUUCAUCACACGCGAUCCUGUUAAUUUGAAAUGAGCAAUAUAAAUAAAACGAACAAACUUACAGAUUACUGUAGGUCCAGAAUGCCAACAAAGUUAUUGUCGAUAGGAAUAAUUGUAAAUAUAGAAGUGUUGAUCACA